This is a messenger RNA of Striga asiatica, 519 nucleotides long. NCBI's taxonomy places the organism in Eukaryota, Viridiplantae, Streptophyta, Magnoliopsida, Lamiales, Orobanchaceae. The record is from the annotation of a GenBank genome assembly.
AUGCCCCUUCCCUUCUCAGUGACGAGCGGGUUCUGCACCUUCGGGUUCUCCAUCAAUUCCCUUCGCUCUAUCUUCUCCCGGCGAUUCCGCAUCUUUCCUCGUUACGAGAUCUGGUGCGGUCACCCACUUUCGUGUUUAUCAACAAGGCAGAUGCCAGAAAGUUGGGCAGAUAUCGAUUUGUCUGAAUCGGGUCGCAAUAAGUCGCUGGUCCCUUCCGCCAUUCACACGCGCAGGCAGGCUCGAUGGGGAGUUGAGUGGGACGAAAAGUCUUUUGAAACGAUCUCUCUUCUCCCGGGGCUAAAGCAUGGGGAGUUUCGGUCAAAGAAAGAAUGCCCAACGCAGGUCAAAGCAAAAGCAGAAGGAAGUAAGGUAAGAGGAAUCACUCCAUCCAAGUAUGGAACUGAAGCUAUCAACCUCAAGCUAAGCAGCUGCAGAAGCUGUAGGGAGGGACAGACCAUCAACAGAGGCAGAAGCCUAGCCAUCAAGACUAAUCGGACGCGAGAAGAGUGCGAUAAUUGA